GUGUUUGAUAUAAAUGAAGGCAAGUCUAAGUUACCAAACAAAGUCAAGUACACUAUUCGGCUGACGGGUGAUCGUUGGGACAAAUGGAAUACAGGGAAAACCUAUCCAAAAAGGCAAGGAUCAGGACCACGCAGUUACACAAUGUAUAAAGAUAUUUUUGUUCCCAUCCAAUAUGCAGUUGAUAUGGCUAUUAUACAGGAAAAGACAAACAUUUCAUCCAUAAUACCUUUGAAUUUGGAGCAAUUCCCUUACCCUGAUUAUACCACUAUUUCUCGACCGUUUAUUCCUGAAGUUGGAGGCCUGUUGCCCUUCCUGUUGACCUUGACAUUUAUCUACACAGCUAUGUCAAUAAUUAAGGAAAUUGUCUUCGAGAAGCAAAACCGCUUGAAGGAGUCCAUGAAAAUGAUGGGACUGGCGAACUGGAUCCACUGGGCGGCCUGGUACAUCAAGUGUUUAUUGUUCUUAAUGAUCAGUCUUGUUCUUAUCACUGCGAUGUUAAAGGGCUUCAAGAUAUUUGAAAACUCCAAUGGCUUUUUGUUAUUCUUGUUUUUCUUGUUUUAUGCGAUGUCGGCGAUUUCCUACUGCUUCUUCAUYAGUGUGUUUUUCUCGAAUCCAACACUAAGCAUGUUGUUUGGUUCGGUGUUGUGGMUUGCAKCAUCCCUGCCUUUCCUAAUCGUAAGACUACAAGAAAGAUUCCACCUGCUGGAUAGGAGUGUGGUGGCAGGCAUGUGCCUGCUUCCCAACAGCGCUCUUGGCAUUGGUGCUCGAAUAUUUUCACGUUUGGAAGGAAUGAAGAUUGGCGUGUCCUUUGACAACAUCGAUAAACCGUUACUACAAUCCCCAGAGGACACAUUUACCUUGGCAAGAGUGAUGUGUAUGAUGCUGGUAUCUAGCGUUGUGUUUAUGAUACUCACUUGGUAUAUCGWGGGCGUUUUUCCUGGAAAGUAUGGAAUUUCAAAACCAUUCUACUUUCCAUUCUUAAAGUCCUACUGGUGUGGGCAAUCUAAUGAUGACCUARUAGAAGCCAACUCUGAAGAGGUAAAUCAUACUCUGACAUAUAUGAAUGAUUACCAAUACGCAGAUACGUAUAAURUUUCAAUUCAAGAUGAUCCCGCUGACAUGGAAGUAGGUGUUUGCAUCAAGAAUUUGAGGAAAGUCUAUAAGAGUUCCACUGGSACCAAGGUAGCAGUUGAUGGACUCUCUCUGAAGAUCUUCAAAGGCCAAAUCACAACACUCUUGGGCCAUAAUGGAGCCGGRAAAACAACCACUAUUUCCAUACUCACUGGACUCUUUUCGCCAACUUCUGGUUCUGCUAUGAUAGGAAAUAAAAGCAUUUUAACAGACAUCGAUGCUAUACGAGAGAGCCUGGGACUUUGCCCUCAGCAUAAUGUGUUGUUUGACCGAUUGACAGUGAAAGAGCACUUGGAAUUUUUCGUCAAUCUAAAAGGUAAAUAUGGUCAGGCUGCCAAGGACGAAGUUAUGGCCAUGAUUACAGAUAUGCAGCUUCUUGAUAAAACAAACAAAAACUCUUCAACGUUGUCUGGAGGAAUGAAGAGAAAACUCAGCUGUGCCAUUGCCCUUAUAGGUGGAUCCGAAACGGUAUUCCUGGAUGAACCCACAUCAGGAAUGGACCCYUAUGCACGAAGAGCUACCUGGGAUUUAUUGUUGAAAUACAAGGSAGACAAAACUAUUAUCCUGACCACACAUUUYAUGGACGAAGCUGAUUUCCUGGGAGAUCGCAUUGCUAUCAUGGCUGAUGGUCAAUUGCGGUGCUGUGGAUCCUCUCUCUUCUUAAAGAGCAGAUAUGGCGUUGGCUACCAUCUUACUUUGGUCAAAAAGGAAGACUUCGAUAAAAACAUCACGAUGAGUGCCAUCAAGAGAGUCAUUCCAUCAGUUGAAAUCCUUAGCAAUGUUGGUGCUGAAUUGGAGUUGAUUCUAGAUAGAGAAUCAGCCACGCAUUUUGGCUCAUUAUUUCACGAACUAGAAACCAAUAAAGAAAAAUAUGGGAUUGCCAGCUUUGGAGUGUCAGUCACCACUAUGGAAGAAGUCUUCAUGAAAGUGGGAGAAGGAUCCGAGAGGACCGUCGAAAACAUUGCUCGUGAUCAACAACGCCGCAGGGAUACAGAGAGUCUUAUUGAGAUGCCAAAUGAUGAAGAGCCUGAAAUGGGAGAAUUAUUGAAGGGYCUUCCAUUAAAAUGGCAACAGUAUAAAGCGAUGUUUAUCAAAAGAUUUCUCAACUCUAAGCGAGAAAAGAAAGCAGUUGUUACCCAAAUAAUACUACCUCUAGCCAUGGUUUUAUUAGGAUUAAUGAUAAUGAACGCUAAACCUGAAUGGGGCAGCGAGCCAGCACGCGUACUUAAACUGUCAAACCUGGGCACCGGUGGAAGUAAUGUAGUUGCCUUCUAUGCAGACUUCAGGCAAACCAAAACAGACAUCAAGGUUGCUAAGGAUUUUCUUAAAACUAGUAAAGUGGAUAUGAAAGACGUCUCUGGGGACGUGGAAGCUAUACAUUUGGGGAACAUGGGUAACAGUAUCAAGGUCAAAGGGAAGAGUUACAACUACACAGUACCAAUCAAUAAUAAGACUAGUACAGCCUGCUGUGACUAUCAGUUUUUCAUUUUGAAUAAAAAAUGCAAAAGUGAUUUCAUAAAUGAAUCACUUCUUCACUACGCGUGCUAUAAGAAAAGGAAAAACAAAAAUCGGGAUACAUGGUGUCCAUAUUAUAUGAGAAAAGCUGAUCUCGAUGACAUGAAUGUGUACUUCAGUGAAUAUGUCCUAGAGAAAAGCAACACCAAGGAUUUCUUUAAAAAACACGUGGCUGGGUUUACAUUUGGCCCUCCUCCUACGAUCAAGAAUGUCACCACCUCUAAUAACGUAACCAAUACAACCAAAUCUGUGGUGGUCAUGCCUGACACUAUGUCUACAGUCUGGUAUAGUAACAAGGCCUAUCAUACAAUCGCUGAAGCACUGAAUGCCAUGUCCAAUAUAUUGCUACGUCAACAUUCUAGAGUUGACGACCUUAUCGAAACUAUUAAUCACCCGCUUCCAGACAAAACCGAGGAUAGGAUAGAAGAAGAUGAGGGAAGCGCUAUGGUCAGAGUGAUAUUGCUGUCAUUCCUCCUUGCAAUGGGUUUAGCUUUUAUGGCGGCAAGUUUCAUUACAUUUCUAGUUAAAGAGCGCUCUUCCAAGGCAMAACACUUGCAGUUCGUAAGUGGUGUCGAUGCAGUCUGCUACUGGUUGGCGACCUACACUUGGGAUUACAUCAACUAUAUGAUUCCAGCCAUUUUUGUUCUGAUACUCAUCGCUGCUUUCCAACUCGAUGAGUUCAAAGAUGAUCUCGGAACAGUACUCCUGCUUUUGCUUUUAUUUGGAUUCUGCGCCCUACCGUUUGUCUACUGCCUGUCGUUUGUAUUCACAUCUCCCCUCAUCGCAUAUGCGUUAACAGUAUUCAUCCUGUCCAUCUUAAGCUUAGUAAUGUUGAAUGUCGUGUUUGUAACACGAUGGAGUAAUUCAGAGGAUGCCGACAUCUUGCACCAUGUCUUCAUGCUGUUCCCUACUUAUACAUUAUCUAUUAGUUUCAAUGACAUGGCCACCAACUACAGACAUAGAAAGACCUGCACGGAAAACGUCAAAGCUACUGAAGCCUGCAAGUUUCAAAAARUCUUGUUCACGACCAARCCAUUAGAUUGGGACAUGCCUGGCGUUGGACAAGAAGCUCUCUUCAUGUUUGUUGAAGGCCUCGUACUUUUUACUUUGACAAUUCUAAUUCAGGUCAGAUUUCUUGUUGGAACGGCUUCCAAAUUAAAGAACGAGGUCAACGCGGAUAUAAACCGUAAUGAGGAUGAGGAUGUCCGCACAGAAAGAGAGCGCGUCCUYGGGCUGGACAAAGAAAACAUUGACAAAGAAUCAGUUGUUAUCAAAAAUCUCACCAAGGUAUAUCGUGGAUCAGACAGAAUUGCUGUUGAUCAUCUUUCCAUAGGAAUACCACGAGGAGAAUGCUUUGGACUUCUUGGUGUAAAUGGUGCUGGAAAGACAACGACUUUUAGUAUGCUGACUGGUGAUCAGAGCAUCACUGAAGGCUCAGCCUACCUUGAUGGCUAUAACUUACAAACUCAGCUCAGACAAGUGCAACAACGCAUCGGAUAUUGUCCCCAGUUUGAUGCAUUGAUUGAAAGAAUGACUGGUCGUGAAAUGCUCAAAAUGUACGCCCAAUUGCGUGGUGUACAUCCUUCAAAGAUCGAUGACAUUGUCUCUUCCACAAUAAACAAGUUGCAACUCGGGGAAUGGGCUGACAAGCUAAGUGGAAACUACAGUGGUGGCAAUAAACGCAAACUUAGCACUGCGAUUGCACUGGUUGGAGAUCCUCCUAUCGUUUUCUUGGAUGAGCCUACUAGUGGAAUGGAUCCUGUUUCAAGACGAUUUUUAUGGAAUGCAUUAUACAACGUUAUGAAGGGAGGUCGAUCUAUCGUCUUGACAUCACACAGCAUGGAGGAGUGUGAAGCUUUGUGUACCCGUCUUGCMAUCAUGGUCAAUGGUCAAUUCAAGUGUGUUGGUAGUCCRCAGCAUCUUAAGAACAGGUUUGGCACUGGUUAUACUCUUACAAUCAAAGUGAAAGGAAGCAGCCACGCUAUCGUCCCAGAAGCCUCUGAGAACAAUCCACCUGCUCCGCAGCAACAGAAUACGACACCAGUUGCUUUUGUCCCUGUUCUAUCAGAUGGACUGGUUGCUGACGCUGUUGCUGUUUCUAAGGCAAAGUCGUUCAUAGAGGAGACAUUCCAAGGUGCUGUUCUUAUGGAAACCCAUAGUGGAAUGUUGACUUAUCACAUUAUCAACGAGGACUUGACUUGGUCGCAGAUAUUUGGUAAUCUGGAAAGAAACCGUGAAAUGUUGGGUAUUGUCGACUACAGUGUUAGUCAAACCACUCUCGACCAGGUGUUUAUUAAUUUCGCUAAAAAGCAGCAUUCUGAAGAAAGAAGAAAAGUGAAACGAAAGUGUGGAUGUCUACCUUGUUGCUGAAAACAAAGUAAUAAAUCACCCAGUGCCAGAGCAACGGCAUUUCUUGGGAGGUUGC
Messenger RNA from Exaiptasia diaphana, 5071 nucleotides. RefSeq names its product ATP-binding cassette sub-family A member 3. Gene Ontology annotation, molecular function: ABC-type transporter activity; ATP hydrolysis activity; ATP binding. The transcript has 39 exons. Gene Ontology annotation, biological process: lipid transport; transmembrane transport. Gene Ontology annotation, cellular component: intracellular membrane-bounded organelle; membrane. Lineage: Eukaryota; Metazoa; Cnidaria; Anthozoa; Actiniaria; Aiptasiidae. The record is from RefSeq and is a predicted model, not a curated record. Bases 142 to 5016 code for a protein of 1624 amino acids.